AUGUCAUUCCCAGGCAUGGGCCCGCCUGGCGCUGAUCGUCCCGGCGCAAGCCUCGAGGAGCAGCAACAACAGCAAAUGAUCAAGCUGAUGCAAACCACGAUGGAAUCGUGCCCCGCGAAAACAGUCAUGUCCGGCGGCAUGGGCUUCGCCCUCGGCGGUGUCUUUGGCCUCUUCAUGGCCUCCAUGCGCUACGAUACACCCCUCGGCCAAGGCCUCCCCGGCGGCGUUGGCGCUUCCUCAGCCAACAUGACCAAAAUUCCGAUGCGCGAGCAGCUCAGGAUGGGCUUUAAAGAUAUGGGACGUUCGUCGUAUUCAUCUGCGAAGAACUUUGGCUACAUUGGAGCCAUUUUUGCUGGGAGUGAGUGUGUUAUUGAAGGCUUCAGGGCGAAGAACGAUCUCGCGAAUGGCGUCGCAGCGGGAUGCUUUACGGGUGCUUUUCUGGCGAAGAGCGCAGGACCACAGGCUAUGGCGUUUGGAUGUGCGGGGUUUGCAGCAUUUUCGGCCGCGAUUGAUGCGUAUAUGAAGAUGCCGAGCGAGGAUCGGGCGGCAGAUCCUAUCAUUUGA
Molecule: messenger RNA, 564 nt
Organism: Fulvia fulva
Lineage: Eukaryota; Fungi; Ascomycota; Dothideomycetes; Mycosphaerellales; Mycosphaerellaceae
Product: Mitochondrial import inner membrane translocase subunit tim22
Exons: 2
Coding region: 1-564 (187 amino acids)
Biological process (GO): protein insertion into mitochondrial inner membrane
Cellular component (GO): TIM22 mitochondrial import inner membrane insertion complex
Molecular function (GO): transmembrane protein transporter activity
Source: RefSeq, a predicted model, not a curated record